GACACCUUCCCUGGACUUUGGUAGGAAGAAGGGCCAGUGCAGAGACCUGGUGAAGCUGGUCCGCUCUGUGCUCUUUGCGGGUAAGGGCAAGGCUGGGGAAUUAGGCUGACUUGGCUGAUAAGCUUCAGAAACCGCCUAAGGCAAGGAGGGCAUUUGUUGGUCCGUAAAACUGUCAAGUCCAGAGACAUGGCUGACUUUGAGCUCAAAAGGGUAUCGUCAGGACCCUGUGUCAUUUCUCUCUUCAUGUUCUGUCCUGGAGGUGUUUCUUAGGUGCUGGGGGCUCUCCUGGUGCUCAUCCCCCCACUGACAGGCUCAGUGGAGAAAGGAAGCCCCUCUGAUUGGCCUGUGCUCCUCUGCCCCUGCUCUGACACCCCACUGAGGCAGGGGGGCUGCAUUACCCUGAUGUCCCAGGCUUAGGGAAGUGCUCCUCCGUGAGACCUGGGUUCCCGGGUGUGCCCAGCCCAGAUGCCCAAAUAAGAACCGAGGCUGUUAGAUGACGGGGACCCAGACACAGCCUGCUGCAGCGAAUGAGACAGGGAGAGGGAAGAAGGGCCCGUGGGAGCAGGCUGGACGUGGACGAGGAAGAGUUGUGUUCUGAGCGUGAGCGGGCGACAUCUGCCGCCCUUCCCUGCUGGGUCAUUCACCGAGGGCUGUCACAGCUGCAGCAGCAACAGCAGAUGAUCACUGCGUACUUGCUGCAUGCCAGGCUUCAGGCCAAGCCCUUUAUCCUGUUCUGUCUGUCCUCCCCCCGUGAGAAUGUCCUGUGGUCACUCUCUGUUAAUGAGCCAGGAAACCACGGUCGAGCACCAUUUUGCUGCUUGCCACACAGCUAGUAUUAUUGCAUGAGGAUCAAAAUUCAGUCCCAGGCUGCCCCGCUGUCUCACCUUCUCUGCAUCCCGAGUGAGGAACCGGCUGUGCCGCGCCGGCGGCAUCGAACCACCCAGCCUGCUCGUUCCCUUUCUGGUUCUCUUUCACUUCUGCCUCCAGAUCAGGGCUCAAGUCUCAGUUGGGAGCUAAUCUGUCGCUCAGGCCUCUCUAACAUUUUUACAAACAUCUCUUGGUAACGCACAAGCCUCAGCCCCACAGCCUCUGCAGCAAGAGUGCGGUGGGGCUAAGAUUUAAUAACGAGGCGUUUAUUCUAUUUCUUCCUCUUCUGGCAAGAGGGACUAGAUUUUCCCUUCUGUAGAGAUAAGGUUUCUCACCGUAUUUAAGCUGAAAAGCGAUACGACGUAAAGAAAGGUGUAAAGGAAAUAAUAGUUCAGAUGGAGCUCAGUACAAACUCCGGGAAGGUGCCUCGCCAGCCACGGAUUUGCGAGUCCCCAGCUCUGAGUUCUUCUGCAGCAGAAAGUGUCAAGUCAUGUGCAGGUGGCGGCGGCGAUGGUGGUGGGGCCCGAGGCCUGGGCUGACACGGACAUGUCUUUUCAGAGCCGUGACCGUCUAUGACAAGCCGGCAUCUUUCUUUAAAGAGACACCCUUGGACCUGCAACACCGGCUCUUUCUGAAGCUGGGCUGCGCCUACUCUGCAUUCAAGGCCCGCUCAGAACCCCUGGACCCGGACACAGAGAGGUCGGCCUUCACAGAGCGGGAUGCUCGGCGUGGGGUGGUGUCGCAUCUUCGUGGGCGGCCGGCCCUGUUGGUCAGCAGCACGAGCUGGACAGAGGAUGAAGACUUCUCCAUCCUACUGGCAGCAUUAGAAAAGUUUGAACAGUUGGUCCUGGACGGAGAGAACCUUCCUUCUCUGGUGUGUGUGAUAACAGGCAAAGGGCCUCUGAAGGAGUAUUACAGUGGCCUCAUCGGCCAGAAGCAUUUCCAGCACAUCCAGGUCUGUACUCCGUGGCUGGAGGCUGAGGACUACCCCCUCCUUCUAGGGUCGGCAGACCUGGGUGUGUGCCUGCACAAAUCCUCCAGCGGCCUGGACCUGCCCAUGAAGGUGGUGGACAUGUUUGGGUGCUGUCUGCCCGUGUGCGCUGUGAACUUCCGGUGCUUACACGAGCUCGUGAAACAUGAGGAGAACGGCUUGGUCUUCGAGGACUCAGAGGAGCUGGCGGCUCAGCUGCAGAUGCUUUUCUCAUCGUUUCCCGAUCCUUCUGGCAAACUAAGCCAGUUCCGGCAGAACCUCCGGGAGUCAGAGCAGCUUCGUUGGGAUGACAGCUGGAAGCAGACGGUGCUCCCUUUGUUUAUGGACACGUGACCCUUUGGGCCAAAGACUGAGAGCUCCUGAGCGAGGCCCAAUUCCUUUUAGCCACUUCCAGCCUGGCUGGCCUUGGACAAAUGCUUUAGAGCAGCGCCUCCCAGUGGACAGAAGCUGGAAGGACGGCUGUGGAAUGAAAUGUUUUUAUACCGCAGUUUGUGGCCCAGGAAACUGGUUCAGCCUGGUUUCCUCCCUCGAGGCUCUCAAUCACUCCUCUCUCCUCCUGACUGGAGUCUUUCUUCCCCCCCAGUAUUAUUACUUUCCCGUUAUUUGCACGUGGUAUCGUCAUCUCUUAGUCCGUUAUGGUACCUGCCUUUCCUAGCAUCUGCUUUGUUGUGUCCCUAAUAUUGUCAUUCCUGCCUUGAGGACGGGCACUGCAGCCUGCUGCCUUGUAAGAGCAAUAAGACGGGCCACAUGUACAACAGGCGUGGCUUCCUGACGGACGAGGGUCCAGGCUCUGGCGGGAAGAGGGGGUUGGGAGGCGGUGGGAAACAUAAUCUGUGCUUUUAUUUGCCCAAAUGAAAUGCUUGUUUCUGAGCCAAAAAUUAAUUUUUGAUUUAUGGAGGUUUACUUAAGAGCCAUAACUUGUGACAGAAAGAGGCAUCCACUUGAAUAUAUUUUAUUAGAAUACAGUUUGCAGUUCCUGAUUCUGAA
Suricata suricatta (meerkat) is the source of this 2845-nucleotide messenger RNA. RefSeq names its product ALG1 chitobiosyldiphosphodolichol beta-mannosyltransferase (gene ALG1). The record is from RefSeq and is a predicted model, not a curated record. Gene Ontology annotation, molecular function: mannosyltransferase activity. The transcript is spliced from 9 exons. NCBI's taxonomy places the organism in Eukaryota, Metazoa, Chordata, Mammalia, Carnivora, Herpestidae. Bases 1358 to 2191 code for a protein of 277 amino acids. Gene Ontology annotation, cellular component: endoplasmic reticulum.